UUAGUCAGCGUGGGGCGCAGCGCUCCUCACAGCCUGGUCACUGUUAUAUCACACUCAGCAGCCUGGCAGACGUAGAUCGGUUUUCUGGUGGCAUGUUAUGUUUCUACUUGUGUUCUAAAAACAAAAGUUCAGCAACUCACUCAGAGAAACAAAAAAACAUUCCUGCAGAAAUUACUUUUUACAAUUAUAUAAGUAUUCCUGGCAUUGCUUUCUUUCCACCAGCUUUUCUUGUGAGUGACCUGGUCUUAACCUACUUAUUAUUUUAUUAUUUUUAACACACUCCCUUGGUAAGCUAGCUGUACACAGCAAAUUAAAGGUCAUGCAGCAUCUUGCAGACCACCACAGUUUGAGAAAGAUUGCUUUAGGGUUAGUCUCUGGCUGUUUGUUGUUGACAUCAACAACAGAAUAUGUUUAUAAAUGUUUCCACAGUUUGGACGAAAAAGAGCAAAAUAAACAGUUAAACUUCAUGUGGAGCAGAAUGUUGCUAAAUGCAUUAGAAAUUAGGAGGAAGAAUAAGAAUGGAAGGAAGGAAAUCAGAGCGGGCCAGAGCUGAGUAAGUGGAGCAGAACCAGAGCGUAGGAGCGUCAGUGAGGGAGGGGCGACCCGUUGUCUCUGACAGGGGUUGGACAGAGGAGCAGACGAUCUCAGGAUUCACGGCGUGUUCGGACAUUUUUCCUGGACGGUCUGAACAGAACAGACCUCCAGUUUUAUUCUGUGAACUUUAAAGAGCUGCAGGAUCAGUAGGAGCUUUUCCUGGGUCCUCAGAUGUUCUGGGUUCCUUCGGCCUCUGGGUGAUGAUUCGGUGGCGCUUUAACGGUACCUGUUGAAGUCCGGGGUCAUCAGCAUGGUGGCAGGUCAGAGGCCCGGUUCUGUGCUGGGACACCUGCUGACCUCUGGGUUUUCCUCUCAGAACCACAACAUGGGGAAACAGGAGGAGGAGUCGGGCACCAAGCGCAGCAAACCUGUUCCCAGGGUGGCGGCGCUGGCGAGCCUGCUGCCUCCGGUUAAAGCCACUUCGCUGAAGAGGAUCGGCCAAACUCUGCAGUUUCUGUGCCUGCAGCGCUCCGUCAGUUUCCGUAACGAGAGUCGAGCUUCAACUCUUCCAAAUCCUCCGCCUCUUCCUCCUCCUUCCUCCUCUUCCUCGUCCACGAUGACGACGCGUGUCGUUUCCGCGACCGUCUCCAGCCCUCCGUCCUGCAUGACCAUGACGCGGGUUUCCACGGCAACAGGCCCCACCUCCAAGCGCCGCGACAGCAAGCUGUGGAGUGAGACGUUCGACAUCCGAGUCGGAGCGACUCUGAGUCCAAAGGAGAUAAAAAGACAAGAGGCCAUUUUUGAGUUGGCUCAAGGAGAACAGGACUUGGUGGAAGACCUAAAGUUGGCCAAAAAGGCGUACCACGACCCGAUGCUGAAGCUGUCCAUCAUGACUGAGCAGGAACUGAACCAGAUCUUCGGUACUCUGGACUCACUCAUACCUCUGCAUGAAGACUUGCUGAGUCGGCUACGAGACGCCAGAAAACCCGACGGAACCACAGAAAAUGUCGGACACAUCCUGACCGGCUGGCUGCCGUGUCUCUCCUCCUAUACGCCGUACUGCAGCAACCAGGUUCAGGCCAAGGCCCUGCUGGACCAGAAGAAGCAGGACCGGCGGGUCCAGGACUUCUUGCAGCGCUGCCUGCAGUCUCCGUUCAGCAGGAAGUUGGACCUGUGGAACUUCCUGGACAUCCCUCGCAGCCGGCUGGUGAAGUACCCGCUGCUGCUCAGAGAGAUCCUGAAGCACACACCCAACGACCACCUGGACCGGCAGCACCUGGAGGAAGCGAUGCUGAUGGUGCAGAGCGUGGUGGCGGACAUCAACAGGCGGACCGGAGAGUCGGAGUGUCAGCACUAUAAGGACCGUCUGCUUUACUCAGAUGAAGGACGGCGGCACGAACUGAUCGACCGAUCCAAGACGCUCAGCUGCCACGGAGAGCUGAAGAACAACAGAGGAAUCAAGCUCCACGUGUUUCUGUUCCAGGACAUUUUGGUGAUCACCCGGUCGGUUUCGCUGAACAGCCAGCCGGUUAGCUACCAGCUCUGCCGCCAGCCAAUCCCCAUCCGCCAGCUGGACCUGGAGGACGUAUCGGACGGCGAGAUGAGAGUGGGCGGGUCCAUCAGAGGGGCCUUCAGCAACAACGAGCGAACCAAGAACUUCUUCCGGGUUUCGUGCCGGUCAGGAAGCCAGCUGCAGACGCACUGCUUCCAGGCGAGCGACGCCUUCAACAAGCAGCAGUGGAUCAACUGCAUCCGGCAGGCCACGGAGGCGGCGGGAGAGCAGACUCCUCAGACGGAACGGCGUACAGAACCAGAACCAGGAGAACCGACCGAUUCGAGCGAAGUUUCAGGAAUCAAAAACAAAACUUUGGCAAAGACAGAAGAUGUGAAUCUGGAAGAUGUUGGUUUAUUCUCAGAGAGCAUGAUGACCGACGAUGAUGGGAUGUCAUCAGUAGAACCAGAGAUGGACGGUGAGAGGGAGUCGACACCAGAACCAGAACCACCUGCAGACUGCUGGAUGGACCAGGAAGUAGAGAGUACAGGUGGGAAGGACGCUCUGAACGCACAGGAAGAGGAGGAGAAGGAAAUCAGCACCGACGCCGGAGACAAUGAGGAAAUGAUCUGCAGAUGCUGACGGAAAAUAAACUGAACUGAAUUCAACCAAAUAAAGAAUCAGUUCAGAUACUCAACAAAAUGUUGGUUCUGAUGGUUAGGAAAUUUGUGACCUUCCAACCACA
Messenger RNA from Poecilia latipinna (sailfin molly), 2771 nucleotides. RefSeq names its product Rho guanine nucleotide exchange factor (GEF) 3. Gene Ontology annotation, molecular function: guanyl-nucleotide exchange factor activity. The record is from RefSeq and is a predicted model, not a curated record. Gene Ontology annotation, biological process: intracellular signal transduction; positive regulation of Rho protein signal transduction. The transcript has 10 exons. Lineage: Eukaryota; Metazoa; Chordata; Actinopteri; Cyprinodontiformes; Poeciliidae. The coding region runs from base 845 to 2668 and encodes 607 amino acids.